CCUGGUAAAAUGUAUCGCUAAACGUAAAUACACGAUUACGACAACACGCAAUAAUAAAAAGGCAAUAGCAGUCCUGAGCUAAUAACAAAACAAUGAGUGAAGCCGGCAUUGCCGUUGCUGUCGAUGCGCUGGCAGCGGAGAAGCAGCGAAAGUUUCGCAUCCAAGCCGCCGCUUUCAUGGGACUUGUGGGCGGCAUCUCAGCGCUCUUUGGAUUCUCGCGCACUCUGGCGACGGCCAAGAAGUCGGACAGCAAGGUGCUACAGCAGCAGGGCACGCGCCAGGGCCUCAUCCUCAUGGACGAGGGCUCCACACUAGCAUUACGUGCCCUCGGCUGGGGCACACUUUAUGCCGUCCUAGGCACCGGCGCCUUUUGCUAUGGCGUCUGGAAGCUGAGCGGCGCCAAAGACUUCGAGGAGUUUCGACUGAAAAUGGGCAACGCUUUGCCGCGCAUAACCAAAGAUGAACCGCCCAAAAGCCGCACGGACUUUGAUGGCCUCACGGAUCUGAUGAAGUACUUGGCCGCCUGGGCCAAGGAGUAGUCCACACAAUAGUUUAUAUAGCUUGUAUACGCCAGUUAGUUAGACCAUAGAAUAAAUGCCAAUCAUUUUCAUUAAUAUGCUAUUAAUUGAACAUUUAACGAACAGCCAAAUGAGUUAAUAUAUAUGUACAUAUGUAUUUAUUUUAAGAGGUUUCUUAAGGAAACUAUCUUCAAGGUUUCUUUACAAACCAUAGUAAACAUUACAAUCUCUGCCUUGCUUUCAAUAUUACUUAAUUCGCAGACAAAGCUGGCUAGCUAUAUACAACUAAAUUAAUGCAAGGAAACAUAAUAUAUUUAAUUUCAAUGAAACAUUUUUUUUGCUCAAUUGAAAUAGUUUUCGUGUUUUUGUAAAUAGUUCUUUUCUUGCUCUAAAAACCUAUUUUUUUAUGUCCCAAAAAUUUUUUUUUUUUUAUAAUUACAUAAAUAUGCCUUUCUGAACGGA
Molecule: messenger RNA, 980 nt
Organism: Drosophila nasuta
Lineage: Eukaryota; Metazoa; Arthropoda; Insecta; Diptera; Drosophilidae
Product: transmembrane protein 242
Exons: 3
Coding region: 93-539 (148 amino acids)
Source: RefSeq, a predicted model, not a curated record